Penicillium macrosclerotiorum is the source of this 3069-nucleotide messenger RNA. Its product is annotated as tetratricopeptide repeat protein. Lineage: Eukaryota; Fungi; Ascomycota; Eurotiomycetes; Eurotiales; Aspergillaceae. The record is from RefSeq and is a predicted model, not a curated record. Gene Ontology annotation, molecular function: ADP binding; protein binding. The transcript is spliced from 5 exons. Bases 1 to 3069 code for a protein of 1022 amino acids.
AUGGAAUCAAAAACUUUCGGAAAUCUAUAUUCCGGGAUCCAGAAUGGGGUCAACAAUGGCAUCAUCAAUUAUUACGCCUCGACCCACCCCGAGACACCUCCCUCUCCUAUAUUUGCAGUUCCAUAUCAGAGAGAUUUAGAUUUUGUUGACCGCUUGGAUGAACGUGGAUCAAUUCUCAAUCAAGUCGCUGGCAUCUGUUCAAAGCCUGGGUCAGGAGUGGCGCUUGUGGGCCUUGGUGGGGUUGGCAAGUCCGGGCUUGUCAUUGAGUAUUGUUAUCGUGUUUAUGAGAAGUCUCCCGACAUUUGGGUUUUCUGGGUCCAUGCCAGCAAUAAAUCCCGAUUCGAAUUGAGCUAUAAGAAUAUUGCUGAGCAGGCCAAGAUACCUGGCCGUCAGGACCCUAACUCCAAUGUCUACCAGUCAAUACAAAACUGGUUUCAAGAUGGAAAAAGGGGGAAGUGGAUUCUCGUUCUAGAUAACCUCGAUGACGACGAGUUUUUCUGCACACCCAUCGCUCCAGGAAAGCCACUACUCAAGACUUUCUUGCCUCAAAGCCCCAGUGGAUCAAUUAUCAUAACGACUCGAAGUUGGAGCAUUGCAAGGAAGUUUUUCAGUGAGCGCAGUAUCAUCUCAAUUGGUAUAAUGGAUGAAUACUCAGCAUUAGACCUUUUGCAAAAGAAGCUCGCGACAAGAGAGGCAGGAGACGGAAAUGAUGAUGCAAGACAGCUUGUUGGAACCCUUGGUUAUUUUCCACUUGCCAUUGUCCAAGCAGGUGCAUUUAUUGUGCAGCGUUUGCCCCGGUACUCUAUAAAGCAAUAUUUGAAAGAUUUUUUGAAGAGCAAGCAAAAGCGAGCAAAGCUCCUGGGUCACGAGGUGGAGAAUCUCCAACGAGACAACGAAACAAGCAACUCUAUCAUGGUAACAUGGCAAAUCUCUUUUGAAUAUAUCAACAAAAAGCGGUCAUCAGCUGCUGAUCUUCUCGCGCUUAUGAGCUUCUUCGACAGACAAGGGAUUCAAGAUGAAUUGCUUCAAACUCCGCCGCGGAACAAUGCAAGUCUGAGCAGAGACUCCAGAAAACAAGAUGACAACGACAGCGAUGAUGAAAGUGAAUGGAAUGAGGUCUUCGAAGAUGAUUUGGUCAUGCUGAAAGACUACUCGCUGAUCUCCAUCUGUCCCGAUAAAAGAACGUUUGAGAUGCACCGACUAGUACAGCUUGCGAUACAUCAGUGGCUAAAGUCUCACGCGAAAUUUGACGUUUCGCAUGCUCAAUUCAUCAACCGCCUUUAUCGUGAAUUUCCAUUCCCCCUACAGAUAUUCAAUCGCUGGUUGGAAUAUCAGUCUUGGUUUCCACACGUGAAACUGGCGAUGGAAUAUCGCCCCGAGUCAAAUAAAUCCCGUAGAGAAUGGGUCACCCUUCUUUAUAAGGGCGCAAACUUUGCAAACGAAGCCGGAAACCUAGACGAUACGGAACAGAUCACAAUGAAAGCGAUAGCAGAACACGAGGAGCUGCUAGGUUGGGACCAUCCGGAAACGAUUGAAUGUCACUUCACGAUAUUUUCGUUGCAUUCACGAAGGGCGCAAUGGCCCGAACUCCAAAGUGCUGCCAGUCAUUUACUUACAAGAAGUCGGCUGGUGCUGGGCCCCGAGCAUCCUUGUACGGUUAUCACCAUGGGUUACCUGGCUUUAGCCUACAACCGGCAAGAUCAACUAGAAGAUGCCGAGAGGGUAGAGACGCAAGUUCUGCACGCCUCCAGGAAGAUUUUUGGGGAAGAGGACCAAAGAACCCUCUCAAGCAUGAAUAGCUUAGGUUUCGUGUACAGAAGGCUCGGUCGUUAUGAGGACGCUGAAUCAUUAAGUAUAAAAGUUCUCGAGGUUCGCAGAAAGAUACUUGGCGAGAAGCACCUUGACACGCUCAACAGUAUGGACACCCUGGCAAGUCUAUACGAUCUACUUGGCCGAUACGAGGAUGCCGAGCCUCUAGGAGCCAAAUCAGUGGAGAUCCACAAGAGCGUUUUCGGAGAGCAGCAUCUUGAUACGAUUGCCAGCAUGAACAUACUGGCAAGCAUAUACAAUCACCUCGGCCGAUACCAAGAUGCCGAGCGGCUUGGAACAAAGGUGCUGGAUAUCCGUAAGUCUGUGCUUGGAGAAGAGCACCCUGACACGCUUGAAAGCAUGGAGAUCUUAAGAGACGCCUAUAAUUGGCUCAGUCGACCCGAAGAAGCGGAGUCGUUGGGGCAACAGGUACUAGAGAUCAGUAAAAGAGUUUAUGGAACUGAUCACUCCUAUACCCUUACCCAAAUGCGUAGGCUUCACGCAAUAUACCAGAGCCAAGGUCGAUUUCAAGAUGCAGAACCUCUUCAAGCACAAAUAGUUGAUAUCUCCAUGAGAACUCUCGGAGAGGAGCAUCUUGACACCCUUCUCGACAUGGCUGUCCUUGCAGAUGUGUAUGAUGGCAUAGGUCGCCAUGAAGAUGCUGAAGCACUGGAAACGCAUAUUAUGGAGGUUCGCAUGAGGUUGUUUGGAGAGGAGCAUCCCAACACGCUCAGAACCAUGGCAAACCUGGCAUUGACAUAUCAGAGUCAAGGUCGGCUCCAGGAAGCCGAAUCGCUGCAAAAAGAAGUCGUCGCAAUUCAAAGGAGAAUACAUGGAGAUGAUGAUUCAACAAGCCUGCUUUUCAUGUUCAACCUCCAAUCGAUAUAUCAGAGCCAGGGUCGAUUCCAGGAAGCCGAAGAAUUACAAUUGCAAGUACUUCAAGGCCGAAGAAUUGUCUUAGGAGAGGAAGAUCCUCAAACCUUAGACAGCCUAUAUAGCCUGGCUUGGAUCUGUAAGAGUCUUGGGACCCAAGUACUGGGGGAAAAGCAUUCGGGCACCCUCCAGUGCAUAAAAUUUUUGGAAAGUUGGCGUGUUGAGUCUACGCCAAAAGAAAAUGACAAGGAGAAUGACAUAAGUUCACCAGGCUUAGAGAAGCAAGCCGAGGUGCCUCAAAACGGCAUUGAAAGUUCGAAAUUUGGUCGACUUCGAACCAAAGUCUUGUGGAAAUCGUCCCAGUGGAAGAAGAGAAAGUCCAAAUAA